Xiphophorus maculatus (southern platyfish) is the source of this 1525-nucleotide messenger RNA. RefSeq names its product general transcription factor IIH subunit 3 (gene gtf2h3). The transcript is spliced from 13 exons. Gene Ontology annotation, cellular component: transcription factor TFIIH core complex; transcription factor TFIIH holo complex. Gene Ontology annotation, biological process: regulation of DNA-templated transcription; nucleotide-excision repair. NCBI's taxonomy places the organism in Eukaryota, Metazoa, Chordata, Actinopteri, Cyprinodontiformes, Poeciliidae. Bases 232 to 1134 code for a protein of 300 amino acids. The record is from RefSeq and is a predicted model, not a curated record.
AGUCUAACAGACAAUAGAAGAAGAGGCGAUGCUUGCGAUCCGCCAUAAUAGAAAAGAAGAAGAGGUUUAUGUAGUUUUUCCUCGAACCUGGAUAACUUUAGCUAGAUAAGACGUUAGCUACAUUUUAUGCGCUAUCAGCUAAUAUUGUAAUUCAUCAGAGAUGGAAAUUAGCAGCAGAUAAAGCUGGAAGAACAUCUGUUCUCCUUUGGUUUCUAACAAAUACUUUACGAAAUGGCUUCAGAGGAUGAAUUGAAUCUCCUGGUCAUCGUGGUUGAUGUGAAUCCCAUCUGGUGGGGUCAGCAGGGUCAGCGUGAGCCAGAGUUCACUUUGUGCAAGUGUCUGGAUGCCGUCAUGGUGAUGGGAAAUUCCCAUAUGGCAAUGACAAGGACAAACAGGCUGGCGGUUAUCGCCAGUCACUGUCAAGACAGUCACUUCUUGUAUCCCAGUAAGACUUGGAAAAGUGGGGACAGUGGUGGGGAUGAAAUUUCCUCCAGCCGGGAUGGAAAAUACGAACUUCUAGCUGUCGCCAACAACCUCAUUGCUGAAGAGAUCAGGAAUAUUAUGGCUAAAACUGAAGUGACGGGGAAUUCAACUGACACCCUGUUGGCAGGAUCUCUUGCCAAAGCCCUCUGCUAUAUUCACAGGGUCUCAAAAGAGUUAGAAGUUGGACAGGAGAUGAAGUCAAGGAUAUUGGUGAUAAAAGCAGCUGAUGACUGCGCUCUCCAGUACAUGAACUUCAUGAAUGUGAUUUUUGCUGCACAAAAGCAGAACAUCCUGAUAGAUGCGUGUGUGCUGGACUCAGACUCGGGGCUGCUUCAGCAGGCUUGUGACAUAACAGGAGGCUUGUACCUGAAGAUACCGCAGAAAGUAGCCCUGGCUCAGUACCUUCUGUGGGUGUUCCUGCCCGACUCGGAGCAGCGCUCCCAGCUGGUGCUGCCGCCGCCUGCCCACGUGGACUACAGAGCUGCGUGUUUCUGUCACCGUAACCUCAUCGAAAUCGGUUAUGUCUGCUCUGUUUGUCUGUCGAUAUUCUGCAACUUCAGCCCUAUUUGCACAACAUGCGAGACGGCCUUUAAAAUCCAGCUACCUCAGAUGGUCAAACCUAAAAAGAAGAAAUUGAAGCAAGCAGCUUGAUGACUGUUUUGAUUUCCUCACUGCCAUUUAGGCAGAUCUGUUUUUGAGAAGAAGCAGCCCCUGAUCCAAAUGACCUCGUUACUGAAACUUCCUGGGUAAAAUGUAUUUGCUGUUAGAGCAAAGAUUUCCUGGAUACCUUUGUCAAGACGAACAUGUGGAAGAUUCUUCUUAUUCUUCUUGUCUCUGGAAAGCAAGAAAAACAUAAUAAAAGACCCAACACACCCAGCACAAGGAGUGUUUUAAUGGACAUUUCUGGAUUUUACAGCCUUGUUUCUAUAAUUGAUUUUAACAAUUUAAUCUGCAGAAGAAACUCUUCAGUCUCAUUGCUACGGAAAUAUUUAAUCUCUUCUGCUUUGUCAAAUUUAUUACUGAAAAUAAAAAAAUCCACCAA